AUGCGUCUCUUUCAACUCGCAUGGCUCCUGCUGGCCGUCACUGACGUCGCGGCCGCCUCUACGUCCUCCACCGACGGCGUCACAGCCUUCAUCAAACGCAGGCUGCCGGACCAUGUUGACAGCUUCCAAGUGAGCAUAGCAAAAGCCCCCUCGGCCUCCAUUGCGGCCAAUGACAGCUACAACGUGUCAAGCGGCGGCAAUGGCAAGAUUCACAUUCAGGGCACCUCGCCGAGCGCCAUCAUGCAGGGACUGCAUCGUUACCUCGCAGAUGUCGCUCAUGUUGAUAUUUGGUGGUUUGUAGGAAGCGAGCUGGACAAGGCCCCCAAGGCGCUUCCGCGCCUAGUCCAGCCCCUCGAGGGCUCCAGCAUCGUCCGUUUUCGUUACCACUGGAAUACAGUAACCACCUCAUAUACGAGCGCUUUUUGGUCAUGGGAGGACUGGGAGCUCCAGCUCGAUUGGAUGGCCCUACGCGGUGUCAACCUCGCUCUUGCCUGGAUCGGCGUCGAGAAAAUCUUCACUGAUGUCUUCCGCGAUAUUGGUCUCACCCAGGAAGAAAUCAGCUCUUUCCUCAGUGGUCCUGCGUUCUUGGCAUGGCAGCACUUUGGCAACAUCCAGGGAUCCUGGGGCGGCGACCUACCCCAAGCCUGGAUCGAGGACCAGUUCGAACUGCAAAAAAAGAUUGUCAAGCGCAUGAUAGAGCUCGGUAUGACACCAAUUCUACCCGCCUUUCCUGGAUUCGUUCCCGAAAACAUCACCCGCGUCUGGCCCAAUGUCAGCCUAGCCGAGAGCCCCAUAUGGAGCGGCUUCUCCGGUCGCUUCACGGCAGACAAGUACAUCACACCGUACGAUCCGCACUUUGCCGAGCUGCAAAAAGCGUUCCUCACCAAGCAAAACGAAGCCUAUGGCAAUGUGACUAGCUUCUGGACGCUUGACCAAUUUAACGAGAAUAAGCCUGCCUCGGGCGAGCUCGACUACCUGAAGAACGUCAGCCACAACACCUGGCAGACACUCAAGGCGGCCGAUCCCAGCGCUGUAUGGGUCAUGCAGGGCUGGCUGUUUGCUUCAGAUAAGACGUACUGGAUCGAUGAUCGCGUCAAGUCCUUCUUGGAUGGUGUCCCGGUCAACGAGGAUAUGCUUCUACUUGAUCUUUUCGCCGAGUCCACCCCGCAGUGGCAGCGCACAGAGUCUUUCUACGGCAAGCCUUGGAUUUGGUGUCAGCUACACGACUAUGGAGGCAACAUGGGUCUCUACGGCCAGAUUGAAAACGUCACCAAGAAUGCUGUCGAGGCCGUGCAAACGUCCAAAUCUAUUGUUGGAUUCGGCCUGUCCAUGGAGGGCCAAGAAGGCAACGAAAUCAUGUACGAUCUUUUGCUUGACCAAGCAUGGAGAAAGGAGGCUAUUGAGACCGACAAGUAUUUUUCUGACUGGGUUACGGUUCGCUAUGGAGCGGAUCACAAAGAGAUCCCCGAGAAUCUGUAUACUGCUUGGGACAAGGUCCGCUCUACCGUCUACAACAAUACCGAUUCUUCCGUCACAGCAGUUACCAAGUCCAUCUUUGAGCUGGCCCCCAGCAUCAGCGGUCUAGUCAACCGAACCGGCCACCACCCCACCAAGAUCACCUACGACACAAAGACGCUCAUCAGCGCCUGGAACGACAUGUUCAGCGCUGGUGAUCAGGCUAGGUGGCUUUUUGACAAUGAAGCCUACCGCUACGAUCUCACCGACUGGACCCGCCAGGUGCUCGCCAACGCUUUCGAGGCGACGUACAAUAAGCUCGUGGAAAAGUACAAGAGCAACAAUACCAAGGGCGUCAAGUGCGCCGGCGACAGACUUCAGGCGAUCCUCCAGACAAUGGACCAGGUACUCGACACCAACCCCAGCUUUAAACUAUCCACCUGGAUUCAGGCGGCCCGUAAGAGCGGCGGCGAGGCUGCUGACUUUUUCGAGUACAACGCCCGCAACCAGGUCACGCUCUGGGGCCCCAACGGCGAGAUUGAGGACUACGCCUCUAAGCAGUGGGCAGGCCUCGUUGGCAACUACUAUGCUCACCGCUGGCAGAUGUUUGUUGACUACCUUGUGGCGACGGACCCCAAAGAAUAUGACCAAAACGUGUUCAAGAAGAAACUGAGGGAGUGGGAGACGCAGUGGAACAAUAAGACCACGCAUGAAUCGGUCAAUGUUGACGCCGGAAAGAAUGACAUGCAAAUUGUCAUGCGCGACACGGCAAAGAAUCUAAUGGACAUUUUCAACUUGUAA
This is a messenger RNA of Cordyceps militaris CM01, 2256 nucleotides long. RefSeq names its product alpha-N-acetylglucosaminidase, putative. Lineage: Eukaryota; Fungi; Ascomycota; Sordariomycetes; Hypocreales; Cordycipitaceae. The record is from RefSeq and is a predicted model, not a curated record. Bases 1 to 2256 code for a protein of 751 amino acids. The transcript is spliced from 3 exons.